Molecule: messenger RNA, 1472 nt
Organism: Lotus japonicus
Lineage: Eukaryota; Viridiplantae; Streptophyta; Magnoliopsida; Fabales; Fabaceae
Exons: 4
Coding region: 151-1347 (398 amino acids)
Source: RefSeq, a predicted model, not a curated record
CUUAGAGGGCUCCGGUUGCAAAUGAGCAAGCCCAGGCCCCCAAACCCACAAGCCGUGAGCGAGUGUUAGUGGGUUCAUUCACUCUGUAGUUGACUGCCUGAGUUGUGAGCUCUCUCUCGCUCUCUCUCUCUCUGUGUCUCUCUCCCAUCAAUGGCCUCUUUGUUCCAGAAAAUCCAACAGGCCUUUGCAAAACGACCCAAGUUUACUAAGGAUCCAAGGCAACUCCAAUUUGAAGUUGACAUUAACCGCUUGUUCCUUUAUUCAAGCUUCAACCGAUUGGGGAAGAGUGCUGAUGAGGCAGCUGCCGAACAAGUUAUUGAAAUGGCCAGUAAAGCCUCUUUUGAUGAUCAGCAGAAGCAAGUACAAGAAAAUGUUCAUUCACAAAUUAGAACAUUCUGCUCAUUCAUGGAUGAGAUUCUUCUUCCAAAUGAAAAGCCGUUGAAUGACCCCCUUGGAUUAUCUCAGCAAGCAACCGUUUUCCCUCGCCGAAGUGGACUUAGCUUUGCUGUGGGUAGGACUGAUGCACCUCCUCAUGAUUCUGCUGCCCCUCAGACAAGACCAUUGAGCCAAGCUGAAGUUUCUCAGAAAUUGAAAGAUCAACUCGGCUACACGCUUAAUGUUAAACCGUCUCAAAUAUCUCACAAGGAUGCCGGCCGGGGUCUUUUUUUAGAUGGUGCCUUGAAUGUUGGUGCUGUGGUGGCUUUUUACCCUGGAGUGGUCUACUCUCCGGCUUACUAUCGCUAUAUUCCAGGGUACCCAAAUGUCGCUGCGCGGAACCCCUAUUUGAUUACAAGAUAUGAUGGGAACGUCAUCAAUGCCCAACCGUGGGGUACCGGAGGUGACAAGCGCGAAAUGUGGAAUGGUAGGAGCACACAAGAAAUCAAGGCUGAUCUGAAAGGAGCUGAGAAAGGCUCAGAAAGGUUCUGGAAAAUGCUGAGUAAGCCUUUGGAAGGAAACAAAGGAGAUAGAAGUGAACUCAUUGAGCGUAGAAACCCAUUAGCAUUGGCUCAUUUUGCCAAUCACCCUCCAAAAGGGGUGCAACCAAAUGUCAUGAUUUGCCCUUAUGAUUACCCAUUGACUGAAGACAACAUGAGGGUUCACAUUCCAAAUGUAUUGUUUGGAGAUGCAGAAGUGAAUAUGAGGAGAUUUGGCAGUUUUUGGUUCAAAUCAGGAGGGUCAAGAAAUAGUGGAUCACAUGUUCCAACACUGAAAUCUCUUGUUUUAAUAGCUACUAGGGCUAUCCAAGAUGAGGAACUUCUCCUGAACUACAGGCUAAGCAACACUAAGCGGAGACCGGAAUGGUAUGCUCCCGUGGAUGAAGAAGAGGACAGGAGAAGAUGGAGCUAGGCAAUCCAUCAUUGAAUUCUGAAUCUAAUUCUUGUUUUGUCUCUUAGAAAGCUGCAUUUGUAAUGAUUUGGAUUGGAUAUUAUUUUUCUGAUAAAUAAGUUUUUGGUCCCUUUUUAGGCGACAAA